CAGCAGAUACAACCUCUAUCAGAAGCUCUUCUGCAUCAGAACUUUGAAAGCCAAGUGUCGAGGCGCCAAUGUUGUGUAUACAGUUGGGCAGGUGCGGUUCGUCCAACUAAGUCGAACCUGGCUCUGUCACCGAAGAAGAGCGCAAGAAGCAGACAAUGCCAAUCAGGCCCAGCCCAACCUCAACGGGGGGAUCGGAUCAAUUAAGGAGAGCCACUGGCGGUUGAACCGAUGAGCCGGAGUACACAGGGCUGUUGGACGUGUCGGGUCCGACACAAGAAAUGUGACGAAACUCGACCGCAAUGUACGGUGUGCACGUCGCGUCACAUCCAAUGUCAUGGCUUCGGCGACAAGCCUGUGUGGAUGGACGGUGGGCAACUCGAGGAGCAAUAUCGACAAGACAUUAAGCGUGCGGUCAAGCAAAACUUCAAACUGCUCAGGAGAGGCAUGGCCACGACUACACCGAGCGUGCCGAAUAAUCGUUCAUCGGCCAGAUUGUCUUCUCAGCAACAUGUUCAGGAGGUGAUUGACCCACGGGCAGCGGAUCAUCAUUCUUCACAAGAAGUCGGUCUAAAUCUUGAUGCUAACACUCGUGGUGGUCCUCCUUCUUGGAGGUCUGGCGAUCAACAACAAGGAAGUACAGAGCCAAUGGUCAUCACGUCGUCGUCAUCUGACCACCACGCCGCCACCGCCGCCGCCGCCGCCAUUACUACCACCAUCACCACGACGAUGAAUAUCCCCGCAGAAGAAGACGCCCCUGAAUCUACUACAGUGUCAUACCACCAGCACAGUGUCCCUAACAAGACAAACUCGGAAGCAAAAGGCCUAGACUACCAAGACGCAGAACUGUUAAUGCACUAUUUCGACCAUGUGUUCCCCUUACAAUUCCGGUUUUACCAGCGCGCAGGUCGCGCCGUCAAUCGCGGAUGGCUGCUAUGGUUACUGGUGCGGACAGGUCCUCUAUACCACGCGGCAUUGAGUCUUAGCGCUCUACAUCAGUUCACGCUUCGAUAUCACGGCCAGAGCGAUAAAUUGGAUGAACUUAAUGAGUACCACUCCAAAGCAAUCAGGGAUCUUCAGUCGUUCCUCAGGGCGAAUCAGGAUAACAAUGCCGCUUCCGAUCACCGGUCUCGCAGUAUUGAAGUUCUUGCAUGUGGCGUCUCGCUUAUCAGCUUCGAGUUGUUUAGAGGCGGGGUCAGUGAUUGGGAAUUACAUCUAAAUGCCCUUGCGUCUAUUGUUCAUGAUUUGGAUCUCGAUUUACAGUCUACUAGCCCCGGUGUUUAUCCAGAGUUCUACAGAGGCACGACCCCGACAUCUAUCGACUCGGCCGCAUUGCCUUUCCUGAUUGCUGUGGUGCUCUGGUUUGAUCUUCUCUCAUGUGCAACUACUGGGUCCGCUCCUCGCCUGUCCUAUCAGGAAUUACUGCAGAAUGGCGCGAUCAACCUCGAGGACGUCGUGGGGUGCGAGAAUUGGGUCAUGACUUCCAUUGGAGACCUUGCUAUCCUGAACUUGUGGAAAAAGACCGCUCGUCAGAAUGGUAUGUUGGAUCAACAAGAACUUCUCGAGCGCAGCUUGAUCAUAGAACACAAGUUGGAGCAAGGACUGGCCAUGAUUGAAUCUCAGGUGGUGUUUGAGGGACCACAGCGAAGAAAGGAUCGAUUCCGGGGCCAAUAUACCUCAGCCUCGGCGCCGAUUGUGCUCAUCAUUACCCGGAUUUUCGCCUCGGCUGCUCUAGUCCAGUUGCACACCAUUGUCUCGGGCGCUUUCCCUAGUGUGUUAGAGAUCCAACACGCCGUCACCAAGACCAUGGAUGCUCUGCGGCACAUCGAAGACGACCAGGACAUGCGAGGGCUGAUCUGGCCCGUCUGUUUGUCCGGAUGUAUGGCUCAACCUCAUCAGCAACCGUUCUACCGAGAUCUGAUGAGAAAGGUCAUUGGCGACUCUCCACAAGAAUUCGGAAACUGUGUAACGGUCCUGCAGAUCAUGGAAACAUGCUGGGAGUCUCGACUGCUGCAUCCCGCCGAAGAAUGGAACUGGGAACGAGCCAUGGCAGAAAUGCAUAUCUGUGGCCUGUUGGUUUGAGAGACUUCCGUGGUAUGCACAGCGGACAGCAUUGUCCGGGAGCAAAGGCCAAGCUGCACUUUGGAAAGUGUAGGCAUAUAAUUUAUCUCUCGAAUGGUGUUUUGUUUCGUAUCGUGCCACUAGUUGAGGCGAGAUCCUGACUCCUAGGUUAAGCCAUUCUUCGCGACAGCAGUUCGCUGAUGAGGUGGUCUUAUGGCUUGUUCAAUGGUUCUCGCCAUCAUCAACAGCUUCUCCUCCUGAAGUCUCCUACCAACAAUUUGAAUCCCAACAGGGGCAUUGCUGUAACGCGCGGGACCUUCAGUCUCUGGAUAUAGUGCUCUAUAUGUGUCGUUAGUCGUGCUAAUGCCUAUUGGCAAUGUGUUUGGGUGAUUAUCCCAAGUGUCGGUCGAUUUCACUGUGCUGACAGGGAUGAUGAUGGCGGGGAGGUCGAGAGCGUUGAAC
Exophiala mesophila is the source of this 2520-nucleotide messenger RNA. RefSeq lists its product as uncharacterized. The transcript is spliced from 2 exons. The record is from RefSeq and is a predicted model, not a curated record. Gene Ontology annotation, biological process: positive regulation of transcription by RNA polymerase II. The coding region runs from base 229 to 2079 and encodes 616 amino acids. Lineage: Eukaryota; Fungi; Ascomycota; Eurotiomycetes; Chaetothyriales; Herpotrichiellaceae. Gene Ontology annotation, cellular component: nucleus. Gene Ontology annotation, molecular function: transcription cis-regulatory region binding; zinc ion binding; DNA-binding transcription factor activity, RNA polymerase II-specific.